AUGGCAAUUACAAAUUUAGCGCUCAUUACUAAGCUUGGCUGGAAGUUCUUGCACUCUAAUUCCUUAUGGGUGGAGCAUUUACAGAAGAAAUAUAUCCACUAUGGUUCUUUCUUCUCUACUUCCUCAGCUGUAACAACUUCAUGGAUUUGGAAGGGACUUCAGAAAUGCAAGGAAUAUCUUAUUGCAGGAUCCUGUCUGAUUGUAUCUACGAAUAGCUCUGACUGUAUUUGGACAUCGGCCUGGGUUCCGACCCUUCCUUCCUAUCGACCUUCUCCCCAUAGUCCAAAUUCGAGAUAUUUACCUCCCUUGUCCAUCUCUGAUUUAAUUAUGCCAGGAACGCGUUGCUGGAAUAAGCGCCUUCUGUCCACCCUCUUUGAUCCGGUCUCUGCCAUGGCUGUUGGUAGGAUACCAAUUUCAGAUGAAUCUCAAAAAGGAUAUCUCUGGAUUCCUUCUGCUUCUGGGAGGUUCAGCACUUCUUCAGCCUACCUUUCUAUCUUGAAUAAGAAUUUCACUGGAUCCAAUCUGUCUCCUUUGUCAUCUUUUUGGAGGGAUAUGUGGAAACUUCAACUUACAGAUCGCCUCCGAAUUUUUAUUUGGAAAAUAGCUUGGAAUAUUAUUCCAACUACUCAGCGAUUACAGUCAAUUAUUCCUUCAUAUCGUCCAGAUGCUUCCUGUCCUCUCUGUAAGGGAGGGCCUGAUUCCCUUCGGCAUCUUUUCUUCCACUGUCAUUUUGCAAGAGUAGUUUGGCGUCUUUCACCCUGGCCUCUUGAUUCUACCACAUUGGAUUCCCCAAACUUAUGUGACUGGGUUCGAAUAAUUUUAUAUCCUCAGGCCCUUCUUCAUAUUCCCUCUUUGGAAUUGCAUCGUUUUCAGGUAUUUGCAGCUGUAGCUUGUGAUCUUCUUUGGUUUCAUCGCAAUAAAGCUUACCAUGAUGGCAUGUCCUUCGAAGCCCGUAAGAUUGCUUUGCAAAUAGUCGCUACUUAUCAUCAACAUUGUGAUGCAUGGUCUGCCAAGCUACGGCCUGUGCCGGAAAAAUGGAUUCGUCCUCCAUUAUAUUGGCAUAAGCUCAACUUCGAUACUGCCAUUCGUGAUUCCUUUUCCUGCCAAGCUGCUAUCUGUCGCAAUCAUGAUGGAAGAUUGGUCAAGAUGGCUACCCAGAUCCAGUCCAAUUGCUCUCCUAAUAAAGGCGAGGCUUUAGCUGCAAAACUUGCUGUUUCUCUAGCUUUAUCUCUUCAGCUUGAUCGUUUUAUUAUUGAAGGUGACUCCCAGGUAGUUAUCCUUGCUUUACAACAGCCAUCUAUUGUUCAGGAUUGGCGUAUCACUGACAUCAUUCACCAAACGCUAGACAUGUUCCCUCCUGAUUCUUCUUGGUCAGCUCGAAAAGUCAAUAGAAGUGCAAACUUCGGUGCACAUUAUGUGGCACAUUGGGCCGCAGCUCGAUUUUCGUUAAGCAGCAUUCCCACCCUUCCCUCAUCAACUUAUUCCACUACUACUCAGAUUGUCAGUGUUGCGCAUGGUCCAGAUCUACGGAACUCUGUUGUUUAG
Molecule: messenger RNA, 1545 nt
Organism: Alnus glutinosa
Lineage: Eukaryota; Viridiplantae; Streptophyta; Magnoliopsida; Fagales; Betulaceae
Exons: 1
Coding region: 1-1545 (514 amino acids)
Molecular function (GO): RNA-DNA hybrid ribonuclease activity; nucleic acid binding
Source: RefSeq, a predicted model, not a curated record